CAACAACGUCCGAGGCUUUGCUUCUCUUCGGGCUCCUCAAGAACUCCAGAGGCUCCGGUAGCCCAGGGUCUUAUUUUUCUCCAGCUCCUCACCUUAUCCAUCCGGAACAGCUAAUUAAUUCAAAACAUCAUCAGGGCCUUCCUUGUCUUCUUCUCUUCCGUGCUGUCUCCACGUUCCUGGUGUCUCCCAAGGUGUAUCUCCUGUUGAUCUGGAAUCCUGUUUUUGUUUCUUUCCCUUCCAUCUUUCGCGACUGUUCUGUUUUCUCCGAUACGACGCCACCGGACCGCCGUGGUAGACCUCUCAUAUAACGUUCCAUCACCCCCUUGCUUCACCACGUUCUUAGCUCUUACGCCCUCAUCACCACUGGCCAACUGUUCGUUAGGCAACCGCAUUUCGACCUGCAACUUUGUAUACAACCAUUCAUCGAUGUGAAGGCCAGCUCAUCAGCCAGGGCGCUCCAGUGUUCAGUUGAGACGGAGAGGAACGGUUUCGCUUUCGUCGGAUUGCGCCAGAGCCAGAGUCCACUAUUGACCGUUGAGUUGAUUCAGUGUUUCCGUGUUUCGGGAUUUGCGCAUGUGGCAGUGCUUUGAGAGCAGGGGGAUAUAGCUGGGGAUCAUUCUCACUCGGCUUCCGGGUUCCGAAUAUCGAGAGUUUAUAUAAGAGGGGGGACGGCCAAAGGCGCACCAACACCUACCUACUUACCAUCGCGGCUGGUUCCGUUGAGACGGACUCGGCAACGGCUUACACAUUCGACCCUUCCUCAUACGGCACUGCAGUUCCUUCCAUAUCAUACCUCUACACACCCCUGCGCACUUGCCUACUACGAUCUCACCUCACUUAGCAAUUUCCUCCCUUGCCAUAUACACAUCCUGUCGACCCCAAGCGGAAAGGGCCUCCGGGGCCCUAGGGGUACCUCACCACCAUGUUUCUUCACGCAGGCGCCAGUAUGCACGGUCACGAAUACUCCAACAGACCCUCGUCGUCCCAUUCUUCGCACAAGCUACGACCUCCCCUUCUGUUCUCGGCUCUCUCACCACCAAAGAGCCGCGUGACCACCACGACUACCGCCCUUCCAAAGAAACCUGUUUUGCGACAACGGCCAGCAUCAGAGUACAUUCCCCGGAGCCGCACUCCCGAGCCCUUAGUUCGCUUCCUGGAACCCGAUGUGGUGGAACCCCAGACGCCUGAGAUGCAACAUGACGACCACCAUGUCUUCUCUGACUCCGAAAUGAGCGAGACGGCCGCCUCGGUCGACGGUCACUCCGAGUCAGGUCGCCGUCCCCGCCGCCGUCGGACGACCUCGCGCAAGAGCACCAGUACCACUUACUACCUUGGCUAUCCUACUCCAAAGAAGCUUGGAAAUCUCAAGGUGAUGCAUACAGUUCUACCCAGGCUGCUCUUACAACUCAAGGCGGUAUCUCCUGAUGGCCAUGCGCGCCCUAUGCUCGAGGUCUUCCCGUCUUCGCGGAUCGCCGGCCUUGUGAUAACUCCCCGACUAGCAAAGCGGUUUCCGGGCAUUUUCGGGGUCAAGCGCCAGCUUGGGUACGACGACCUAGUACUGAUGAAGCGGGAUGAUGACGAGUCGGAGCGGGAGGGUUCGGAAAGCGGCGACAGUGACGAGACCUUUGAGAGGAGCAAGCUUCUUGCUGUGUAUAGCCCGGUUAAACACUCGGAGGAAACAGAGAUUGUACUGGGAGAUGGAUCCAUCUGGACUGCCAAAGCGUUGCCUAACGGGUCCUACGACUUUGUCCAUGUCGAUGAAUGCGGUCAUGUAACGACAGCCCGCUGGGCUCGCCGUAGCACUGGCAAAACACCACCUACAACCCCGGCGGAUACACCUGCGCCGCCGCCCGAAUAUCCCCGCUUCACUUUCAGUAUUCUCAACCCCUUGUCACGACGCCAUCCAGUCAUGGCAACUCUAACUCACUGUACACUCGUUGUCCAGGACACUUACACCACUGUCUCCUCGUCCUAUGGUCGCUUCCCACCAAGGCCACUUGGUCGCGCGGUUUCAGUCAAUGCUCUCAGCCGGGGUGGCUCAUCGUCUUGCCCCUCGAGCCCACAAACCUCAUCACCAGAAGAUAGCGAAGCUGACUCCGGGAUCGGCAUUACCCAGCCCGAGCCCGAGCCUGAGCGGACUGUGCGCAUCAUCGACGAAGCCACCAAGUCUCUCAUUUCAACCACGGCCUUAUGGAUAGUCCUGCGAUCAGGAUGGUCGCCAAAUUACGUUCCCAGCACUCACACCCACUCCAGCCCCUGCUCGGACGACAAGUCACCAACAAGUCCAACGACCGGCAACGAAAAGACCCGCCGCAGGCACACAUGGUCACGACCGAUGGCAUCCGACUCCUUGUGCUCCUCAAAGGGCAGCACCCCGCCAAUAAGCAGGCAGCCGUCCGACGCAGAAACACCACGGUUACAACAGCCAGCAACACCAGCGCAAUCGACCAAACCAAAACGCCACUCCAUGCCCGCCCAACCUAUCAAGAAAGCUAUCAGCGAACGGGGCACUUCACCCGCCCCUUCUGCAAGCAACGUCCUCCGACCCGGCCCGCGCCGCGCAACCAGCACCGGUGCCAACUUUAUGCGACACCGCUUACUUUCGGAAGCGCAAAGCGAUCAGGAACUGGGUAGCCCUAUUAGCGAAAAGGUUCGGCACGGACUGCAAGGAAUGUGUCCGUUGAGGAACAGGUCGGCGGACCCGCUGGUGGGCGGAGGGUUAAUGCAUUCUCAGCACCACUACUUUGGGCAUCAGAGGGACGAUUCGAUGGCAUCGACGUACUGCGCACCUAUUCAGGAAAUUAGGCCUUCAAUGGAUGUGAGGCCAACGACUGAGAAAGUAGUGGAAGAAGAGAAAAAGGCACGUGAGGUGCCGAAGUUGGUGGUCGAUACCACCUUUGCGGUACACACGGGUGUGAAGGGGGAGAAGGAGAAGAAGCCAGGUAUGAGGAUGAUGCUAAAGAGGUGGGUUCAUAAGCUUGGGUCUCGUUAGGGACGAUGGCCCUCGAUGAGAGGAUUUUACGGAGAAGGAGUGAAACGGAGUGAAGGAAGGAGAAGAGAAAUUAUUAUACCCAUUUGUUGUUAGCCCAUUUUUUUCUUUUGUUUUUAUUUCUAUUCAUUUUCCGCAUUGGACCGGAAUAGGGUGAAAAGGGAACUGGAACUGGCAUGGAGUCAAUGGUCCACACUCAUCUCAUUCAUACCCACGAUACUACCAUACUAUACCAUUACCGUAUAUAUAUGUUUCAAUGAGAUUACUGAAUCAUGAAGCACAUUCAAGGC
Messenger RNA from Neurospora crassa OR74A, 3279 nucleotides. RefSeq lists its product as hypothetical. The transcript has a single exon. The record is from RefSeq and is a predicted model, not a curated record. Lineage: Eukaryota; Fungi; Ascomycota; Sordariomycetes; Sordariales; Sordariaceae. The coding region runs from base 923 to 2992 and encodes 689 amino acids.